Molecule: messenger RNA, 1752 nt
Organism: Apiotrichum porosum
Lineage: Eukaryota; Fungi; Basidiomycota; Tremellomycetes; Trichosporonales; Trichosporonaceae
Exons: 4
Coding region: 1-1752 (583 amino acids)
Source: RefSeq, a predicted model, not a curated record
AUGAGCAACAACAACGAAUAUCUCGGCGCUCUCAACGCAGCAGCGGACGCAGCGAACGACGACCGGAUCAAGCUGUCGGGCUUCAACACUAGCCCCUCCCCCACUGGCGGUGCCCACAACACCAAAGUUGACUACCGCCAGGCUCGUCAGGCCUUCGACGAGUUCUUCAAUCACGUUGUCACUCUCCCUGAUGGCCUGGACGACUUCCCAGGACAACCCAAGACCGCGGCCGACGUCUUCAUGCUGGGCGCCGAGAGCCUUGGACCGAAGCCGCUAAUGGCGUGGCUAGAGCUUGUCGCGGCAGGCUCGCGCGGCAACAUUGUCGGUUCCGACGGCCGGCCCGCCGUGUCGUCCUUGGCGCAGUUGCUGGCGUCGUUGUCUGCGCACUUUUGCCAGUCGACAGGCAACGCCCUUGAAGAGGGAAUCACGAAGAAGGUCCUGCGAUGGCUGCGAGAAGAGCUCGCCGUCACUCCCCACCUCACCGACGAUCACCGUCCCAAGGCCUGGUGCGAUGCCAACGUGAUCUUGCUGAUCGAUGGAGCCCUCGACUCUCACUUCCCGAUGCCCGACUCCAAGUCGAGGUUCCAGCUCGUCUUCUGGCUGGCUAUGGCGUACCAGACCCUCUUGCGCGUCAGCUCGACGAUGAGGUCUGGUACGGGCAACGUCACCCAGCGCGAGCAGGUGUGGGAGGAUCUGGAGAUCGUCAGAGUGGCACUCCAGGUGUCUGUCGACUUCACUGUCGCAAACGGCAAGACGGCCAACAGCGAGGACGUGCCAAUUUCGCCAGUCCAGACCGCAAACCCGGCGUUGGACCCCGUCACAAGUUGCAUCAUGUUGGCGUACCACUCUGGCGCCCUCCCCGAUGACUUCCUCGACGUCCUUAAAGCUGGCACAGACUUCCACGUGGAGUUCAAGGCCGACAAGGACGGCGACCCCCUGGUCCUCGGCAGCAUCGGUUUUGGCCCAGACGGCGAGGACAAGGCGCCAUGGGUGGCCACCGCCAUCCGCAACAACCUCAUCCGCCUCUCGUCACACCUGCUGCGUGUCCACCCGACGCUCAUUGUCACUCGGGGCAAUACCGCUCACGACAACUACGUGGCGGUGUCUGACCUCGUUCGCAACAUUGUCUGCGCCGACGAGCAACUCGAGACCAGGUACGAGCAAGUCGAGGAGCGUUACAAAGAGCUCGUCGACAAGCAUGUCCUGGACGACUUCCCCGAUAUCGAUCACCCCGCUCUCCUCUUUCCGUCGGGCGAAGACAGCAAGUAUUGCGCCCUCAGCGCUUUGGACUUUGUGUCCACCUUCCCGUACGAGAACGUGGACACGAUGCGCACGAUGAUGUUCGACACUGGCAUCAUCUCGGCAACGGAAUACCUGUCGUACGCGAAAGCCUUCCAAAGGGCACAAGAGGCCGAUGACUCCGAGGACGUCAUCGCAGACGAGGGUGUGUCUGCCCCGCAGACUCAAGACCCCCUUGCUGUUGUCGUCCCCCAGUCAGGUGAUCCCGAUUCGGAAGACGACGAGCCCUCCUUGGACGCUUCUGCCCGGCCGUACGCAAACGUCAAGCUGCUCCAGCAGCUGUGGACGGACCAGCACCCCAGUGUCCCCCUCCACGAGCGGCUGAGGAAGCUGAUGAUAGCCUUCCCAACCAACGAGGGCUGGCCAUCUCGUAUCGCCAGCGACAUGCCCCGCUCGAUGGCUGCUGCCAGACGUGCGGCCACGACAUUGUCGCCGAGGUCAAGGGCGCAAUAA